CGUGUCUGCUGUUUAUGCUCGUUCAUAUAUUAUGCUCAUUUUUAUAUUGUGACUUGUUUUUAGUUUCUAGGCAACCUUCAAAUUUUCUGUAAUCGUUCGCUCUGCUAACUUAGUCAUCUCCUUAUCAAUGUACCAAUAUUAAAUGUACUAAGUUAUCAUACCUAUUACUCUACUACUAAUUUAUCAUACCUAUUACUGUACUACGCUACCACUCUAACUUAAAUACUUUAUUACAUUAUCACUGUAUUGAUUUAACACAGGUGAGAGAAUCAGAGCGUUAUCAAAAUGACAAUACCGGUUCAACAUAUUGAUGAAGAUAAACUGUACACAGACCUUGGAUAUCGCUACCAAUAUCUUUGUGACUUUAUUGGAAUAACUGAAGAGGAUAUCACACUCAUACAUGGCUCAGCAGCUGUGCUAGGUCCUAAGGUGGAAGGAUUGGUGGAUGCUGUUUACGACAAACUAUUCGCUUUUAGCUCUACAAAGAAGAUUUUCUUUAAAGAGAGAUCAAAGUACGAUGCACCGUCCACAGAAGAAUCGUUGGAUAACUACGAUUUGAACAAGCCUCAGAUAGGAAUGAGGAAAUCAUCCCUUAAAAGAUUCAUUGUAAGGUUGGUUACGAAGCCUUAUGAUGGAGACAUGCUAGCUGAGCUGGACCGUAUGGGUAGGAUACACACCCCCAAGGGAGGGAGUACCUCCAUUAACGUGGAGCUUAUUCACAUGCAGGCUCUACUAGCUUAUCUACAGGACGCACUCAUUUCCACACUCUUCACCUACAAGAACUCUUGUGAAGAAGGUUCUGAAGAGUUUGAUGCGGAGGGGACAGUGCGCGCGUUCUGUAAGGUGCUAGCUGUUCAGAACCAGUUCAUCUGCCGCUGGUACGAGGACCCUGCCAGUAGAGUUAACAGUCCUACUAGGUCUACCUUUAUACCACUGCUAGCUAUUACUGGUGCUCUGACUGCUGCUAUUACUUACCUUGCUGUAUCCAAAUAGAUGUCACAUUAUCAC
Bolinopsis microptera is the source of this 1008-nucleotide messenger RNA. RefSeq lists its product as uncharacterized. Bases 286 to 993 code for a protein of 235 amino acids. Lineage: Eukaryota; Metazoa; Ctenophora; Tentaculata; Lobata; Bolinopsidae. The record is from RefSeq and is a predicted model, not a curated record. Gene Ontology annotation, molecular function: oxygen binding; heme binding. The transcript is spliced from 5 exons.